Messenger RNA from Amblyraja radiata (thorny skate), 3079 nucleotides. RefSeq names its product beta-galactoside alpha-2,6-sialyltransferase 2. Gene Ontology annotation, molecular function: beta-galactoside alpha-2,6-sialyltransferase activity. The transcript has 8 exons. NCBI's taxonomy places the organism in Eukaryota, Metazoa, Chordata, Chondrichthyes, Rajiformes, Rajidae. Bases 947 to 2494 code for a protein of 515 amino acids. Gene Ontology annotation, cellular component: Golgi apparatus. Gene Ontology annotation, biological process: sialylation. The record is from RefSeq and is a predicted model, not a curated record.
CAUUUUGAAAUGUCCGAUUGUGUUGGCAUCCGAAAGGUAUUUACAGUCGCCAGUGAGAGAAAGCUGGUGUGUGUUUGUUUUAUGGUGCAUAUACUCACCGGAGCUCUCCGGCAUCUGCUUUGUGAAAGACGGGUGUGAGAGGGCUAUUAUUUAGAGCAGAUAACAGGAAGUUGAAUGCAGACAAAGCCCCACCCACUAACAGCAUGGUUGCUGCUGAGGCAAGUGUGAAGGGAACAAAGAAAUGACAAGCAAAACAGUAAACUGUGCUGGUAGCAUUCCAAGAGGAAUACUUUCCCUGCUUGUCUGGCUAACGCUUGCUGGAAAAUUUCAAAGCAGAUUUUGAUCACUGAAGCCAGGAAGGUGGUGGUGGCUACUUGCAGAGAUGCCGGAGCUGCUCCAGUGAGCUCCGGCAGCACUGCACCGCUGGGUAUUAGUCACGUACAACUAACGGUAACCUGUCAGCAGCUGCACACAAACCCUCAACUUGAUAGCCUACGGAAAACUGACGCCUUUCCCUUUAUUCCAACUUUCUCCAGCAAUGCUUUGCAGCUUUUUCGGAGGAGGUGCUGCAGCCAUGGAGCCCGACUGGGAGGAGGUUGUUCCCUCUUGCUUCUUCUGGACUCUUCAUUGUUCCUGAAAUGUAGGAGAUGAUAACUAGUCGGGAUUCAAACCCUCCUCCACCAUUGACUGAGGAGCCUUCUCUCGACUCGUCUUCCGAAGCUGACGUGACUUCAUCGCAUAAAAAAUAAUCCUUGGUGGUUUAAGAUGUAGGUGAAUCAUCUGUGAAGAAAUGAAUAAAGAAAUGCUUUAACUAAAAGAUACUGUAGAUGUUAUUGGAAUGAAGCUGUUUGGUUUCCCCCUGUGGGAUGAAGCACUAGGAUUAAAAGCUGGCUUUUUCACACGCCAUCUGUGCUGAAUCCAAGAGGAGUUUGGUGCAGUUUGGACAAUGAAAGCCAAGGCCAAGCAAUGGAAGCACUUAGUGCUGAUUGGGAUACUGGCAUGGGCCCUCGCUGUCUUGCUGCUGUUUACAUAUUUCACAGACUUCAGAAGCAAUGAGCGUCCAGCCAGCUCUUUCGCUAACUCUGAGACACGAAGGCUCUACCCCAUCCAGGAAAAACUGCGGGCCAUUAUGGGAGCAUUCCCAAAUCCAAAGGUCUCAGCGAGUCGCAGAGAAAGCAGUCUUUCCUUUGAAGAUGACGAAGAUUCUGUGCGUUCAUUGCGUUUAGAUUAUCUGAAUGACCCCAGACUAGAAUGGACCCAGGAUGACAGUGGCGAGCUUCAAGUGGGGAAAAGUGUGAAGAGAGGGCAGGUCAAUGGAAACGGGGCAGUGGAUCAGAUGGCUAAUGUUGUCAUGAAAGAUGGCAAAGUCUUUGAGGAAGGAAUUAUUCAAGAUGCAAAGUCUAGGCCUCGUGAAACAGUGAUUCAGUAUAAGGAGCGAUCGAGUUACUCUCUCGACCCGUUACUCGAAAAUCUAGAUUCCUUGGACCUGGAGGACUUGGAGUUUUCAAAAUCCAGUUCAAUGCUUGUGAAACUGUGGAGAGGAAAUAUUUCAUCGGCGAUGCUGAAUCCUCGUUUGAAAAAAGCGAUGAGGGACUAUAUGAAUGCAAACAGACACGGCGUCCACUAUCAAAAGAAAAGGGAGGCUGAGACGAUGAUUGGGGAAGACCUCCUGUGUGAACUGAAAAACAAAGUCAAUCUGAGGACCAUCGAUGGGAAAGAGGCUCCGUUUUCUACAUCUGGAUGGAAAAAACACAUUCCUAAAAUUCCUCUGAGCAAGAUCCGGAGCAACCCUCAAGCCUUCAGGAAUUGUGCAGUUGUUGCAUCUGCUGGUGCAAUAUUGAACUCCUCCCUUGGAGAAGAAAUAGAUUCUCAUGAUGCGGUUCUAAGAUUUAAUGCGGCCCCUACACAAGGUUACGAGAACGAUGUUGGAAGCAAAACCACAAUCCGUGUUAUUAACUCACAGAUACUUGUGAACCCAGAGCACCAAUUUAACAAUAGCACCCUAUUCAAGAAUAUUGUUCUGGUAGCCUGGGAUCCUGCUCCUUACUCUGUAAACUUGCUAAAGUGGUACAAGAAGCCCGAUUACAACCUAUUCAUGCCCUACUUGCGAUAUAGGAGAAAGAACCCUGAGCAGCCCUUCUACAUCCUUCAUCCAAAAUUUGUUUGGCAGCUUUGGGAUAUAAUCCAGGAAAAUACCCAGGAAAAGAUCCAGCCAAAUCCCCCGUCAUCCGGAUUCAUUGGAAUUCUCAUUAUGAUGUCUCUGUGUGAUAAUGUCAAUAUCUAUGAAUAUAUCCCUUCCAUCAGACAGACUGAUCUCUGUCACUACCACGAGCGAUACUAUGAUGCAGCAUGUACCUUGGGAGCCUACCACCCAUUGCUGUAUGAGAAGCUUCUGGUGCAGCGGAUGAACAAAGGGGUGGAGGCAGAUUUAUAUUCAAAAGGCAAGGUUAUUCUGCCUGGUUUUAGUACCAUGAAGUGUUCCAGUGAACAAUGAAUCUUGUGCUGCAGGACAAUUACAUGUUGUGUACAUGACAUAUACACUGAAGCUUAACUAAAAUACUUGAAAUGAGUAGUUAGGACCAACUUUGGGGUGGAUUCAAGGUAAUAAGAUAGAGAGAUUGUGAAACAGACUUGUUACAAUAUAUAGAAACAAGGAACUGCAGAUGCUGGUUUACAAAAGAAAACACAGGGUGCUGGAGUAACUCAGUAUGUCAGGCAACAUCUCAGGAGAACAUGGAUGGGCAACGUUUUGUGUCAGGCCCUUCUUCAGACUCAUCUCAGGAAAACGGAUAGGUGACGUUUUGCUAAGGGACCCUUUUUCAUUCUGUAUAGACAAUGUUUCGGAUCGGGGCCCUUGUUUAGACACCGAUCCAGUCUGAAUUAGGAUCCCGAGCUGAAACGUUACCUAUCCAUGUUCUCCUGAGAUGCUGCCUUACCCGCUGAGCUACUCCAGCAUUUUGAGUUCCUUUGUUCCAUUAUAUUAAACUUUUUGUAUUUUGUAACAGAAUACUGUGCUCUAAUGCAUUCAUAAAGGACCAUUUGAAAUUGUCAAACUUCAAAUAAAGAUUUAGACAAUAGA